Molecule: messenger RNA, 4597 nt
Organism: Colias croceus (clouded yellow)
Lineage: Eukaryota; Metazoa; Arthropoda; Insecta; Lepidoptera; Pieridae
Gene: Cht7
Product: probable chitinase 10
Exons: 19
Coding region: 197-3160 (987 amino acids)
Biological process (GO): carbohydrate metabolic process; chitin catabolic process
Cellular component (GO): extracellular region
Molecular function (GO): hydrolase activity, hydrolyzing O-glycosyl compounds; chitin binding
Source: RefSeq, a predicted model, not a curated record
UUUCGGCCGUUUAUUCAGUCCACGACCGUCUCUCUAUCGUGACAGACGAACGGACAGACAUGUUCAUUAUAUAAAACGAUAAACGAAUACAAUCUCCGUUCCGCGGAGUAGUGUAAAGUGUCCGUGAUUAAACUAUCGACUGUAAUCGUGCGAUUUUCUGUUUUGUGCGUUUGCUCGAGUGACUUUAACUCAUAUAAUGUGGCCACCAAGAUUGUUAAGGUGGACGUUCACCGUUCUACUCUUAGUUGCAGUCAUCGCCCCAUCGACAGAUUCUUCAAAUGUCCGCCGAAGACUCCGUAAGCCAAGCAAAGUGAGCACAUCAGUAUCGACCAGUGUAUCAAGAUCCUCCGACCAGGUUAUAUCCGCUAGUGUGAACAGGCCUAAGAUCCGUGGUCGUCCAAGCGUGGCCAGUCGGAAGUCGUCCGCUGCACUUGAUAAUUCCGUUGCUACAGAUGAACAUAGAGAUAAAGAUGGAUAUAAGGUGGUCUGCUACUACACGAACUGGUCACAAUACAGGACCAAAACCGGCAAGUUCAUGCCAGAAGACAUCCAGCCUGAUCUCUGCACCCACAUCAUCUUCGCAUUCGGAUGGAUGAAGAAGGGAAAACUCAGUUCCUUUGAGUCCAACGAUGAGACGAAAGAUGGCAAGACUGGGUUAUACGACAGGAUAAAUGCAUUGAAGAAAGCCAACCCUAAGUUGAAGACUUUGCUUGCUAUUGGUGGUUGGUCCUUUGGUACCCAGAAGUUCAAGGAAAUGUCAGCUACCCGGUACUCCAGACAGACCUUCAUCUACUCAGCUAUUCCUUACCUCCGUGACAGAAACUUCGACGGUCUGGACAUCGAUUGGGAGUACCCCAAGGGUGGAGAUGACAAGAAGAACUUUGUGAUGCUCUUGAAAGAACUUAGAGAAGCCUUCGAAGCAGAAGCCCAGGAAGUAAAGAAGCCUCGUCUGCUGCUGACAGCUGCUGUGCCCGUAGGACCAGAUAACAUCAAGAGUGGUUAUGAUGUGCCGGCUGUUGCUAGUUACCUGGACUUCAUCAACGUCAUGGCUUACGAUUUCCACGGCAAGUGGGAGAGGGAGACCGGUCACAAUGCUCCUCUGUACUCGCCAUCAUCUGACUCCGAGUGGAGAAAGCAACUGUCCGUGGACCACGCGUCUCACUUGUGGGUCAAACUGGGAGCUCCUAAGGAAAAACUGAUUAUUGGCAUGCCAACCUACGGGCGCAGUUUCACCCUGUCCAACGUAAACAACUUCAAAGUGAAUUCUCCGGCGAGCGGGGGCGGCAAGGCCGGCGAGUACACAAAGGAGGGCGGCUUCCUUGCGUACUAUGAGAUCUGUGAAAUCCUAAGAAACGGUGGUACUUACGUGUGGGAUGAUGAGAUGAAGGUGCCAUACGCCAUCCAUGGUGAUCAGUGGGUCGGUUUUGAUGAUGAAAAGUCUAUUAGGAACAAAAUGAGGUGGAUCAAGGACAACGGCUUCGGAGGUGCCAUGGUGUGGACAGUUGACAUGGAUGACUUCUCUGGUACCGUGUGUGGAGGCAACGUGAAGUAUCCUCUCAUUGGUGCUAUGAGGGAAGAACUCCGCGGCAUAUCUCGAGGCAAAGACGCCAAGGACAUAGACUGGUCGACCGUAGCAGCCAGCGCGGUUAUCGAAGUUACAGAAAAACCGGAACCCAUCAAAAUCAGUCUAUCCGAUGUGCUGAGUAAAGUCAAGAAACCCACUAAGACCAUUAUCGUGAAGAAUAAUAAUGCCGCUGUUGUUGAUAAGAACAAGCGCGAACCCCAGAUCCUCUGCUACCUAACCUCCUGGUCGUCCAAACGCCCAAGCGCCGGUAGGUUCACACCAGAAAACGUGGACCCCAACCUGUGCACCCACGUUAUAUACGCCUUCGCCACCCUAAAGGACCAUAAGCUGGCUGAAGCUGAUGAAAAGGACGCUGAUAUGUAUGACAAAGUUGUCGGUUUGAGAGAGAAGAACCCGAAUUUGAAGAUCUUACUCGCCAUCGGAGGCUGGGCGUUCGGAUCGACACCAUUCAAAGAGCUGACAUCUAACGUCUUCCGAAUGAAUCAAUUCGUAUAUGAAGCUAUCGAGUUCCUGAGGGAUUACCAGUUCAACGGUCUGGAUAUUGACUGGGAGUACCCGAGAGGUGCAGACGACCGUGCAGCAUUCGUGUCCCUCCUCAAGGAACUACGUCUCGCGUUCGAAGGCGAGGCCAAGACCUCUGGACAGCCUCGCCUCCUCCUCACAGCUGCUGUACCGGCUUCGUUUGAAGCUAUCGCCGCUGGUUAUGAUGUGCCCGAGAUUGCUAAAUACUUGGACUUCAUCAACGUGAUGACGUAUGACUUCCACGGCCAAUGGGAGAGGCAGGUCGGCCACAACAGCCCUCUCUUCCCGCUAGAGAGCGCCACUAGCUAUCAGAAGAAAUUGACUGUGGACUAUUCUGCCCGGGAAUGGGUGCGCCAAGGAGCCCCUAAAGAGAAGCUGAUGAUCGGUAUGCCAACAUAUGGAAGGUCUUUCACCCUCAUCAAUGAGACACAGUUUGACAUUGGAGCCGCUGCGUCUGGUGGUGGUCAAGCCGGUCGCUACACCAACGAAGCUGGUUUCAUGUCCUACUACGAGAUCUGCGAUUUCCUCAGAGAAGAUAACACUACUCUGGUCUGGGAUAAUGAGCAGAUGGUGCCCUUCGCGUAUAGAGAUGACCAGUGGGUUGGAUUCGAUGAUGAGAGAUCGCUAAAGACUAAGAUGGCAUGGCUCAAAGAAGAAGGCUUCGGUGGAAUCAUGGUCUGGUCCAUCGACAUGGAUGACUUCAGAGGUUCAUGUGGAACCGGGAAGUACCCUCUCAUCACUGCCAUGAAGCAGGAACUUGGAGACUACAAGGUCAGGCUGGAGUAUGAUGGACCAUAUGAGACGUCGAGCGGCAGUGGGCAGUACACUACUAAAGAUCCCAACGAAGUGACUUGCGAAGAAGAAGACGGCCACAUCUCUUACCACAAAGACAAAGCCGACUGCACCAUGUACUACAUGUGCGAGGGAGAGAGGAAGCACCACAUGCCGUGCCCCUCUAACCUCGUGUUCAAUCCCAAUGAGAACGUCUGUGAUUGGCCAGAAAAUGUAGAAGGCUGCCAACACCACACCCAAGCCCCUGCUGCUAAGCGAUAAGAGAAAUCCGAUACCUUCUAGAAUGUUUUCUGUUUUGUAGAAAGGACUAGAACAAGAAGAACUUUUCUAUUGUAUAUGGUGUACAUGACUUAUUGGUUUUAACGAGUCUCUUUACGUUAUAGAUUUAUACGUGACGAAGUUUGAUUACUUCUCAUCUAUAAUUUUGAAACAUUUACUAAUUAUUAAUUAGAAAGAGAAUGCUUGUUUCUUUGUGAUUUGUUUUCACAAAGAAAACAAGUUGUUUCUACAAAACAUUAAAGUACCAUACGUUAAUUUCCACCUUGUAGAAAUUAAAUUUACUUAAAAUAUAUUUAUUAACAAUGACGGAUUAAGAGAUGGUUCGUGUGAUAUAAAGUAAAUUUUUAACAUUUUUGUACUUAUUGUUAAUUAAGUAUUUGGUAAUCAUUGUUUACCGUUGAAUAAGUGUUAAGUAAAAGUUUUGGUGAAACAGAUUGACAGACUAACUAAAUAUCUCUUGGAUAUAAUAGAUGACUGAAUUAAAGUGAACUGUCUUGUUAGCCUUAACUAAAUUAGACAACUUUGACCGUUUGUUACCCCCUUAACAUGAUCUGUUUGCCAAAACUUUUAGUCAUCGGCGUGAUUAAUUUAUGUAUAUUAUCAUAUUUAUAUUUUAUGACUUAAUUCGAUUUAGGCUUGUAUAGUAUUUCCCAAAGGUACAUGGUUAGCUGUAAACCUCGACUUAAAUAUAACACGUGUCGUAAAAUUAAAGAAACAUAAAAAUUGCUCAAUCAGUGUAUAUUUUAAAUUGUAUCUUUUUAUGACACGUGUUAUAGAGAUUUUUUAAAUGAAAAUUACUAAAAUUGGUAAUUAAUAAAUGAAUUAGUUUGCUUCAUUAUAGAACUGUGUAUUUUUGGGACUGUAUAAAUAGGUUUAUCUGUAUAUUUAUCAUUAUAAAUGUUAUUAGCAAUGUUGUAAAUCAUAAUAUUAUUUGCAUUAUUAGUAACGUAAAUUCCAAUUAACUCCAGUCUUAAGCCAGAUUAUUUUAAAUAUUUUAUACAAAAACAAUAAAUUACAAAGACAUAAAAAUAUUGUAAUUAUAUAUACUUAGUAAUACUUUUAUAAUGAUAAAUAUAUAAGAAAAGAGCGGAAAUGCUGUUCAAAAUUAUACUUUGUAAUAAAAAGAUACCAGAUAGAGAUGUAAAAAGAGAAGAAUUACUAGAACUAGAACUAUCAAAAACUAUUAUGCAUACGUUUUAUAGUGUUGGGACACUACAGCAUUUUCGUUUUAUCGAUAUAAUUGUAAAUUAUCGUAUAAAUACUCGUAUCAGCUACAUCACUGCCUAACUGCCUUAGCUUGAAUACAGUGACCGUGACAUUUUUAGAUAAUUCUAUUAAGUAGGUGAAUAAAUUUCUAAGUUUUGUAAAUAUCGUAUUUAGAUACAAAUGAGUAAGAGUAUUAAAAAAAUAUUAAAAUUA